AUGACGAUGAUGAUGCCUCGCCGCGCCGUCGUCCUCUUCGCCGCGGCGCUCCUCGCGGCCUCCGCCGCCGGGGUCUCCGGGUUCCACCUCGGCGGGGACGAGAGCGGCCUCGUGAGGGGCGUGCUCGCCGCGCUCCGCGAGCGGGCCGAGGCUGAGGACGCCGCGCGCUUCGCCGUCGCCCACCACAACAAGAACCAGGGUGCUGCCUUGGAGUUUACUAGGGUGCUCAAAUCGAAGCGGCAGGUGGUGACCGGGACCCUGUAUGACCUGAUACUGGAGGCAGCUGACGCUGGAAAAAAGAGUCUGUACAGAGCAAAGGUUUGGGUGAAGCCGUGGGAGGAUUUCAAGUCUGUUGUUGAGUUUCGCCUUGUUGGAGACUCUGAAUCUGAAUCCGAGUCUUCUGUUGCUUCUGAUGAUAGCUCUGGGCAAGCGAUUGCCAAGCUCUCUCUUGAAGCAGACAUCGUACAAGAAGAGGCUCGCCUGCACACCAUUGAGAAUGAUGGACUUUCAGGCGAUUUCACAUCAUCAUCUUAG
Messenger RNA from Miscanthus lutarioriparius, 534 nucleotides. NCBI's taxonomy places the organism in Eukaryota, Viridiplantae, Streptophyta, Magnoliopsida, Poales, Poaceae. The record is from the annotation of a GenBank genome assembly.